Molecule: messenger RNA, 883 nt
Organism: Daucus carota subsp. sativus
Lineage: Eukaryota; Viridiplantae; Streptophyta; Magnoliopsida; Apiales; Apiaceae
Product: citrate-binding protein
Exons: 2
Coding region: 57-704 (215 amino acids)
Source: RefSeq, a predicted model, not a curated record
UAGUUUCAGUAUCAUAUCUCACCAUCUCCAACUGCAAACUACAUACUCUAGUAGAGAUGGAAUCUGCCUCACUACUUGUUCCCAUUUGCUUGUGCCUCGCUUGGCUCUCCUUCCAGCUUACAGCGGCUGUUGAUCCGACUGUCGGCUUCACCUCUCUACCUCUAGAUCAAUCCAACUUUGAUAUUCAAAAGCCUUACAAUGUCCCUGUCAAUAAACGAUACAGCUUCAUUAACGGAGUUCACAAGAUGUGGGUGUACAAAUCCGAUAAACCUCACUCACCUGAUAGCCAUACCAAUCCACGUACUGAAAUCCGUAUCCAGGGUUAUGACUUCUCCUCUGGUGUCUGGCAAUUCGAAGGAUACGGAUACGUCCCAAGAGUAACAUCAGGAGCAUGCAUUAUGCAAAUUUUUGGCGGGAGCCCUCAUGCAACUACUCUGAUGCUUAGAACAUACAAAGGCACACUUGCAUAUUACCGCAACCCUGUUCUUGUCCAGAACAUUUACAAUAGAUGGUUCCGACUAAACGUGAUCUACGACGUCGAUGCAAACAAGGUGCAGGUUUACAUCGACGGGGACUUGAAAUUCGAAACAACGGGCCGAGGAGGAAACUCUCAUUUCUUCAAAUGCGGGGUGUAUGCUCAAGACGAUGAUUCUAAUUAUAUGGAGUCCCGCUGGAAGAAUAUCAAAGUUCUCAAGAAAAACUAAAUGGUAAAACAGAGAUCAGAUGUAUGGUGGAAACACGGUGGGUUUAUGUAAUUGAAAUGAUAGUGAAGUUGAGUUUAUUUUCAAUCACUUUGUAGCUGAAAUCACGUUAUUGUCACGAUUAUGAACAGAUAUAUCUAAAUAUUUCCUCGAGGUCUCCUUAUAAAGAUGACUUUUCUGAA